AUGUCCUCGUCCUCCUCCGAGUCGUCCUCAAACCAACCCCCAGCCGAGAAGUUCAAGCCAGUCUAUGUAAACUUCCCAACCAGCUUCAAGGACGAGUCCAACUUUGUGAUUCUCGUUUCCAAGAACCACCCGAGGGUCCAAAGCGCACUGAAAGUCGAUCCCGAGCCGAGUAAAGUGUUCGAAAACGACCCACUCACUUGCUACGCGAUAAUCAACCCCAAUUUUGGACGGUCCCUCAAGAAGCUGCACAACGACCUCAAGGACGACGACAAAAUCCCUGACGAGGUCCGCACCUGGCUUGCAAACCGCCGCAUUGAUCACAACGUGACCCGCGCGGCCAAUGCCUUGGUGGGCGUCAUGACCAUCCUCGAGGAUGCUGAGAUCCAGGAGCCUCCGGAGAGGUACAAGAGGUACUCGUCACGCUCGUCGAACGAUUCUUACGAGUUCCCCGACCUUUGA
This is a messenger RNA of Vanrija pseudolonga, 459 nucleotides long. RefSeq lists its product as uncharacterized. The transcript has 2 exons. NCBI's taxonomy places the organism in Eukaryota, Fungi, Basidiomycota, Tremellomycetes, Trichosporonales, Trichosporonaceae. The coding region runs from base 1 to 459 and encodes 152 amino acids. The record is from RefSeq and is a predicted model, not a curated record.